Brassica oleracea var. oleracea is the source of this 597-nucleotide messenger RNA. RefSeq names its product 40S ribosomal protein S25-4. Bases 148 to 474 code for a protein of 108 amino acids. The record is from RefSeq and is a predicted model, not a curated record. The transcript has 4 exons. Lineage: Eukaryota; Viridiplantae; Streptophyta; Magnoliopsida; Brassicales; Brassicaceae. Gene Ontology annotation, molecular function: structural constituent of ribosome. Gene Ontology annotation, cellular component: cytosolic small ribosomal subunit.
AGCCCGCAUACACAUUAAGGUGAAACCUCAGGAAACCUAGAGGUUAUAAGAGCAAACCCUAGAACGAUCUCUACCUUAGCCUCCUCCUCCUCUUCUUUCACCACCUCUAAUUCGCCGUUAGCUCCUCCCUUCUCCGUCUAACUCAACAUGGCGCCGAAGAAGGACAAGGUUCCGCCGCCGUCAUCUAAGCCUGCGAAAUCCGGAGGAGGGAAGCAGAAGAAGAAGAAGUGGAGCAAGGGAAAGCAAAAGGAGAAGGUGAACAACAUGGUCUUGUUUGAUCAGGCUACUUACGACAAGCUUCUCACCGAAGCUCCCAAGUUCAAGCUCAUCACUCCUUCCAUUCUCUCCGACCGUAUGAGGAUUAACGGGUCUCUAGCAAGGAGGGCUAUUAGGGAGCUGAUGGCCAAAGGUGUGAUCCGGAUGGUCGCUGCUCACUCGAGUCAGCAGAUCUACACUCGUGCCACCAACACCUAAUAUGUUUUUGCUCUUUGAUUUUCUUUUUUCUUACCUCCUUUGUUUGGUUCUUGUUAAGAAUCUUGUUUUCGAGAUAUUUUAUUGCACUGAGACUGCUAAAUUCUAGUUAUCCAUUGGCUCCUC